CCAUGACAAUACCAAACACAAAACGACUUCCAGAGGGAGAAACUACCUUGAAAUGUGUCUUAACUAAGCUUGAGUACGUUUUCUUUCAAUUGCAAUAUGGCAAAUGUCAGAAGUUACUGCCUCAACGUCCGAGUCGGAAACUGGAACGAAGAUAUGUACUUAGCGGAGGCUGAGCUGAAAGAUUUUGUUGAGAGAAAAGAGAGGGGCCAGCUCGCUGCCCAGAAGAGCAGCUUCCUGAACGACAGCCUUCUUCAACAGGUGGACCUCACUGUGUCCACAGAUGGAGGGUUACACAUCGGCGACACUGUGAUGCUGGUGAACAUGGGCGGCUCCAGCAGGGGGUGCACUGCUGUUAGCAUCAAUGCAGACACUAGCAGCUUGACAAACCCCCCUGGCCCAGUCAUCCAAGCCCCAUGCGGCGUCAGUGCUGGUCAAAGUGUACAGCCCUGCACCCGCACUGCCUUUAGCAUCACAAGUAUAGAUGGCGCUUCUUCUGGAACACCUCUGUAUUAUGGGCAAAGUUUUGCUCUGAGAACAACAAGCGGUUUUGCUGGUGCUCUGUGUUUGACCAGUGAUCUGCAGACCUUUCAAAGGUGUGCAAAGAAGUCCCGCCUGCAGGAAGUGAGUUUGAAUAUGGAUAGUUCCUUCCUGUCAUGGUGGAAGAUUGUGCACUUUGACCCCCAGGAGAGGCUUGAGUAUGAGGGUCUGCCCGCCCCUGCAAAUGUUAAAGUGUUGAUCGUACACUGCAAGACAAACCAGGCUCUAGCCGUUCUGGGUGACCAAGUCCUUUGGACUGCAUUUGGCCGUGAGUAUGAAGUCACAGCCCAUACCUUCCUGGAUUCGCACAAGGCUGAGAAUGACAACAACCACUGGCUAAUAGCCACCUCUGACCCUGGAGGGGCGGGGCUUCUAAUUGUGGGACACCAAAAAGACACAACAGCCGACGCAACAGAACCGCACAGUCCGACCCAAAAUGAGUGACCAUGCCAUGUAAAAUUGUAACAAAAUGCAAACUUUAUGUUUCUUUAAAACAGGGGCCGCACCGGAGUUAUGAAACCAAAAUAAAACAUCUUUAAAAGCUCCA
This is a messenger RNA of Gadus morhua (Atlantic cod), 1084 nucleotides long. It is a transcript of the gene cfap161, whose product is annotated as cilia and flagella associated protein 161. Gene Ontology annotation, cellular component: motile cilium. Gene Ontology annotation, biological process: cilium assembly. NCBI's taxonomy places the organism in Eukaryota, Metazoa, Chordata, Actinopteri, Gadiformes, Gadidae. The transcript has 8 exons. Bases 97 to 981 code for a protein of 294 amino acids. The record is from RefSeq and is a predicted model, not a curated record.